Messenger RNA from Hyalella azteca, 1705 nucleotides. RefSeq lists its product as uncharacterized. Bases 128 to 1318 code for a protein of 396 amino acids. NCBI's taxonomy places the organism in Eukaryota, Metazoa, Arthropoda, Malacostraca, Amphipoda, Hyalellidae. Gene Ontology annotation, molecular function: DNA endonuclease activity, producing 5'-phosphomonoesters; nucleotidyltransferase activity. The transcript has 2 exons. Gene Ontology annotation, biological process: DNA replication. The record is from RefSeq and is a predicted model, not a curated record.
GUCUUCUGCUCAGUGACUACAGUGUUUGAUCAUGAGAUCGGACUUCCACUUCAUCUACUGCAAGAUUUAGCAACGUAAACUGGACAUCCUCGAGAUAGUCAAAACUGCUGGAAGACAGUGCGGAGAGAUGAAAAUUCGAACCGGUGAUCCGACUCGUAUCACGAGGCAAACUUCAAGAUGGGUAUUUACUUACAACAACUACGACCCUCUCUUAAAUUACGUAGAACAUUUCUCUUCGCCAGAGUUCAAGGUGAAGAGAGCGGUGUGGGGAUUCGAAAAGUCGGUGUCUGGAACACCACAUUUGCAAGGGUACGUCGAAUUUAUAAGAUCGCACAGACUUUCUUUCACUCAGCGAAUUCUACCUGAAGCUCAUUGGGAAUGCGCAUCAAGCCCUCCAUAUUUCAACUAUUUGUACUGCACAAAAAAUGGAAACUUUGAAACCGUCGGAGAUUGGGAGUCGCUGACGUCUUUGCCCAAGAAGACAAAUAGGACUAAAUUAGCAAGCGUUGGGAUGGUGGUGGCCGGCCUGCUUGGCAAACAUGCGCCCAUCGUCAGAGUCAGCAAAGAAUUUUCUCUUCGUUCAAGAUAUUAUGAGGAGACAGCCAGAUACGUGAAGAAAAUCAGAACCCAGCAUGAUUUUUUCAUGGCUUGGAAACACAGCAAGCUUUGCCGCUGGCAAUAUCAAUGUUUUAUGAAAUUAGUCGACCAAACACAGCGACAGAUACUGUGGGUCUACGAUGGAGCAGGAAACGCGGGCAAAACGUGGUUUGCUAAUUAUUUGAAUAUCCUCUACGCGUACGACUUGCUGGAUGGUUUGAUAGGCACAAGAGACGUUUGUGCUCUGUUGUCAGAUGCGCCCACUGGAGUAUGUUUCGACUGCAGCAGAGCCUCGAAAGAUCACUUCGACUACGACGUUCUCGAAGCAGUGAAAAAUGGAUACAUCGUAUCCGGAAAGUAUAACGGAUCCAUAAAGAGAUUUCAUCCAUGCCCUGUAGUUGUAUUUUCCAACUCUCUACCAGCUACAGAACAACUUUCGCAAGAUCGUUGGGAUAUAGUAUAUCUGGGAGAAGGUGACUUCACUAACCUCGAUAAAUCGCCCAUUUAUUCAACCGCUGACCUUCGGCCAUUUGUUCCCCCACCAAAAAUACCCCGACUGGGCGAAAAUUUCAACUUGCGACAAUACUUGCUGCGCUCACUGCACAACUCUGAAGUGACAAGUACUUUCACCCUAUGGGGGGUGAACGCUACCUUGGCGACUCAGAAGAACAGCGACGACAGUUCGUCGAGCUGCUGCGAGUCGUACUCCAGUGUUCCGUAGUGAUCACACACAUUCCGAUAGCCAGUUGAUGGUUAGUAGAAGAUUAUUGGUUAAUUUUUGACGUAAUGGAUACGCCAAACGGUUAGUUUCAUUUUAUAGUGGCUCGUAGAAUCUUACUACGUUGACCCCUUCUCAUGAAUCAUUUGCUGGAAUAGGAAGUAUCCAUUUUCAACAACUGAUGUAACCUUGUUACUGACUUGCUCAUUCUUCUUUAAGAAGACUUAUCAGAAUGCAAUUUAUGCACAAACUGCGUAUAAAUUCUCGGCCGACGAUUACUAAGGAGUAUUUAUGAUAAUUUAUGAACAUAGGUUAGUUUGACACUAGUAUUAUUUUAAGUUUACUUAUAGCAACCUAUUCGCUAUUUGAUUACAAUGAAAGGAGAUUGUA